AUGGAACAUGACUGUUAUCAUCGAAGCCGCCGACAACAGACAAUUGUAUACUUCGAGCCUCGAUCUCCGUAUGCUACCAUAGUGCAUUUUCUUGUAACUUUCAGUGGCAACCAUGAUCUCAACGCUCUUCAGUUGCCUGUCAGUCUUGACAUCAAUAUUCAUCCGUUACCCCUGAACUCUGCCGCAGCUUGGAUAGUCUAUCUACACACAGGACUAGGAGUCAUCAUCCUUCCGAUGGUGACGUUCUUUGACAAUUUUUUCCUUGGAGGAUCAUCUGGAAUGACUCGGAGGAGGGGGCAAUAUUUCAGAACAGGAAUGUCUCAGCUUGAAAUCGGAGAACAGGGUGAAGAAGUUAUGAAUAGUGAGUAUUGGCAGAAUAGGCCAGUGGCUGAGCCUGAAGGCCGUCGUCGUUUGUCUUCAAAGUUUAGAGAAUUCCGAAGUUCGUGUUUCUCUAAUCUUUGAUAAAGCAUGUCCACGAAAACAAGUCAGCAAGGCUUGGAUAUUCGCUCAGGGUCAACAGAGGGCAUUGAGCUCUUCGCGUGGCAGAUGACUUGCGUUAAGAUAUGUAAUAUGAACCAGCCUCAAUGUAUUCCAAUUACAACCUUUAC
Laccaria bicolor S238N-H82 is the source of this 608-nucleotide messenger RNA. RefSeq lists its product as uncharacterized. The record is from RefSeq and is a predicted model, not a curated record. Bases 1 to 462 code for a protein of 153 amino acids. Lineage: Eukaryota; Fungi; Basidiomycota; Agaricomycetes; Agaricales; Hydnangiaceae. The transcript is spliced from 3 exons.